AUGGUUGGGCGUCAAACGUUGCCUACUAAUGUGAGACCGUUUCAUUAUGACUUGACCUUGACUCCUGAUUUGGAAGACUUUACCUUUAAGGGAAGUGAAUCUAUAACACUAAAUAUCAAUGAAAAUACAAAAACAAUCACGUUAAAUGCAAAUCAAAUUGAAGUCCAAACCGCUAAGCUUAAUAGUAUCGAUUCAUCAGAUAUAUCUUAUGACGAUAAAAAGCAAACUGUGACUUUUACUUUUCCGAGCGAAGUGCAAGCCGGCACAUUAGCUGUUUUGCACAUCGACUUUACAGGAAUUAUAAAUGAUAAGAUGAAUGGUUUUUAUCGUAGUUCUUACACCGAUGCUUCAGGGAAUCAAAAAUAUUUAGCUACCACCCAAUUCGAAGCUACUGAUGCCCGUCGUGCUUUUCCCUGUUGGGAUGAACCAGCAAUCAAAGCUACUUUUAAUAUUACUUUGAUUGUCCCGUCGGAUCUUGUGGCUUUGAGUAAUAUGAAUGUGAUUUCUGAAAAACCAGUUGAAAAUAACAAAAAAGAAGUGAAAUUCUCACAGACGCCGAUCAUGAGUACUUAUCUUGUGGCAUUCCUCACUGGAGAUUUGGCUUAUAUUGAGAGGUAUACAACUGGUGAAUUUAAUGAAAAACCAGUUCUUAUCCGAGUUUACGCAAUUAAAGGGUCAGAAACUCAAGGAGCAUUCGCGUUGGAUGUUGCGACUAAAGCACUUGACCAUUUUUCUCGAAUCUUUGAAAUUCAAUAUCCCUUGCCGAAAUUAGACAUGGUAGCAAUUCCUGAUUUCGAAGCAGGUGCUAUGGAGAAUUGGGGUCUUGUCACGUAUCGUACAGCUGCAAUUCUUUUUGACCCAAAAGCAUCUGACGCACGAUUUAAGCAACGUGUAGCCUAUACUGUGGCCCACGAAUUAGCUCAUCAAUGGUUUGGAAAUCUCGUCACUAUGGAAUGGUGGGAUCAUCUCUGGCUUAAUGAGGGGUUUGCUACUUGGGUUGGUUAUUUGGCAAUUGAUGAAAUUUUCCCAGAUUGGGAUAUUUGGACACAAUUCGUGGUUGAGGGUCUCCAACUCGGUCUCAAACUUGAUUCCCUUCGUUCAUCUCAUCCUAUCGAAGUCCCUGUAAAUGAUCCCGGUGAAAUUUAUCAAAUUUUCGAUUCUAUAAGUUAUUAUAAGGGUGCCUCUGUUAUUCGAAUGUUAAGUUCUUACCUUGGUGUAGAUGUUCUCUUGGCUGGUGUUCGAAGAUAUUUGAAUGCCCACUUGUAUGGAAAUGCGAGUACAGAUGAUUUAUGGGAGAGUUUAUCGAAAGAAAGUGGAUACGAUGUUGGUAACUUUAUGACUGGAUGGACCAGAAAAAUUGGGUAUCCAGUGCUCAAUGUUACUGAACCUCAACCGAAUACUAUACACAUCAAACAAACCCGAUUUCUUUCUACCGGCGAUGUUGCCCCAGAAGAUGACACUACUAUUUGGUGGGUACCUCUUGGAAUUACUCUAGGGAAAUCUACACCUGCAAAUAUCAAAUCCCAAGUACUUACAACAAAGGAAGCUGAGAUUACAUUUCCACAAGUCGAGAGUGAUUUCUUCAAGUUAGACACACAUGAAGUUGGAAUAUUUCGAGUCAAUUACAUACCCGAACGAUUAAAAAAAUUGGGAAAAUCCGUCAAGAAUGGCGAGUUAACGAAUAUAAGUGAUCGUGUGGGUAUAGUUGCCGAUGCAGGUGCAUUAGCAGUGAGUGGAUAUGGAAAGACUAGUGGAUUCUUGAAUUUGGUGAAUGAAUUCGGCAAUGAGGAUCAAUAUAUUGUGUGGGUCGAAAUGAAUACUCGUAUUGCGGAUAUUGUCUCCGUAUGGUUUGAACAACCUGAGCCUAUUUACCAAGGACUCUUGUCAUUCCAACGAAAUUUAUCUUCGAAAUUGGCACACCGAUUAGGUUGGGAAUAUCCUGAAAAUGAGGAUUAUCUGACUACAAUGUUAAGAUCUUUUAUUAUUAAAGUCGCUGGCAAGGCUGGAGAUCCAGAAAUUGUUAAGGAAGCUAAGCGCCGCUUUGAACUUUUCACCGAGAAAAAUGAUCAAUCGGUUUUACAUCCUAAUAUACGAGGCGCAGUAUUUGAGAUUGUGUUAAGACAUGGUGGCGGUGAAAAAGAAUUCGAAGCGAUAUUGAACAUUUUCAGAAAUAGUCCAACAGCCGAUCAACAAAUUUGCGUGUUAGUUGCUCUUGGAUCUGUGCAACAACCUGAAUUGAUUCAACGUGCAUUGGAAUUUUCCAUCUCUCCGGAAGUCCGUCAUCAAGAUGUUAUUUAUUCUCUCUCGGGCUUGCAAAUUAAUCGUAAAGCAAGAAAGCCAUUGUGGGACUUUAUCAAACAGAAUUGGGAUUUGUUCGAAGGUCGAUAUGCAAAAUCACUUAGUCUGUUCGGACACAUUAUUAAAUGUGCGAUAGAAUCGCUCUCAUCAGAUGAAGCAGCAAAUGACGUAGAGAAAUUCUUUGCCAAUAAAGACACCAAGGCUUACGCACGAUCGCUGGAACAGAGCUUGGAGAAUAUUCGUAAGAAUACCGCGUGGUUAAAGCGUGAUGCUAAAGAUGUCGAGGAAUGGCUGGCGGCUAACGGCUAUUUGAAGAAUGUAUAA
Molecule: messenger RNA, 2622 nt
Organism: Ambispora gerdemannii
Lineage: Eukaryota; Fungi; Glomeromycota; Glomeromycetes; Archaeosporales; Ambisporaceae
Source: the annotation of a GenBank genome assembly